Engraulis encrasicolus (European anchovy) is the source of this 1570-nucleotide messenger RNA. It is a transcript of the gene dlk2, whose product is annotated as delta-like 2 homolog (Drosophila). The coding region runs from base 128 to 1552 and encodes 474 amino acids. The transcript has 6 exons. Gene Ontology annotation, molecular function: calcium ion binding; Notch binding. NCBI's taxonomy places the organism in Eukaryota, Metazoa, Chordata, Actinopteri, Clupeiformes, Engraulidae. The record is from RefSeq and is a predicted model, not a curated record.
UACUGUUUAACUUCAGCCGGCUGAGAAGAGCAGACACACAGUCAAACACAGGGGACACAGGAACUCACACAUAUACACGUGCUGCUAAUACACACAAACAGGUCAGGAGGUCUGUGUGGCUGCUAGCAUGUGUGUGUCGGAGCGUCGUCUCUCUCUGCUCCUCCUCCUCCUGUACGGGGGCUGCUACCUGAUCAUCAGCCCACAGGGAUCAAAAGCUCAAGAGCUGAACUGCACGUGUCAACUGGAAAAUGGGCGAUGUGACGAGGACACCGGAGAAUGCAAGUGUGACCCAGGCUGGGGCGGCGCUACGUGUGGAGAGUGCCUGCGGAUGCCGGGGUGUGUGCACGGCUCCUGCCAUCAGCCCUGGCAGUGCACCUGCGAACCCGGGUGGACCGGACGCUUCUGCGACAAAGACGUGUAUGUGUGUGAGCGCGAGGAGCCGUGUCGUAACGGGGCCACGUGUGUGACGGAGGACAGCGGGGACUACACCUGCCUCUGCCCCGAUGGCUUCCAUGGCCGACACUGCGAGUUCAAGAUGGGACCAUGCUACAACACCAAGUCUCCGUGUAAGAAUGGCGGUCUGUGCGAGGACCUCUCGGGCUUCUCGGCGGUGCUAAAGUGCCGCUGCCUGGCGGGCUUCACGGGCCCACGCUGCGAGACCAACGUGGACGACUGCCGCCUGCAGCCCUGCGCCAACGGCGCCACCUGCGUGGACGGCGUGAACCGCUUCUCCUGCCUGUGCCCGCCGGGCUUCUCGGGCCGCUUCUGCUCCGCCAACCUGGACGACUGCGCCGGCACCCCCUGCCUGAACGGCGGCCGCUGCGUGGACCGCGUCAGCUCGUUCCUGUGCCUGUGCGUGAACGGGUUCUCGGGCAAGACGUGCCAGGUGCCGCCUGGCAGUGGGCGCAGCGGUGGUGGUGGUGGUGGUGGACAGUGGGGGGCGCCAGAGAGGGUGGGACAGACUGGUGGUGGACAGAGAACAAACAACACCCAGGACUCUGGAGUGGCGAGGGGGACAGAGGCGAAGGGACAGUUACAGGGGAAGGCGGAGGGAGAAGGGGACAAGAGGCUGCUGAAGAUCUCAGUCAAGGAGGUGAUGGCCCAGCAUGGGGGCACCGGGUGGGGAGGUCUGUCGGAGGCUCAGCUGAUAACACUGCUGGUGCUGGGUGGGGUGACGCUGGCCAUGGUUGCCCUGACGGGGGCUCUGGUGCUCCGAGGACACUGGCAGAAGCACUGUGCCCCCCACUGCCGAUGCAGACCUCCUCCUCCAUCCUCAUCCUCCCGUUCCUCUGCAUCUUCAUCAUCACCGUCGUCACCGUCAUCAUCACCGUCGCCGUCACCGCUGCGGUUCUUCCGCGGUUGCCGAGCGACGAGGGGGUCGUCGUCUUCGUCGUCAUCGUCGAGGGAACGAGGGCAGGAGGUGAGGCCUUCCUCGUCACCGCUGUCGCAAUCGUCGCCCCCUGCUGAGCAGGAGUGUAAAAUCAGUUUCCUGGAGCCGCCACCCGACCCGCCCGGACUAGAGAAGAAGAAACUAAACAGUGAGAUCAUAUGAAGACACACCUCCCCACAC